UACGGAUUUUAAGCUAUAGAAAAACACUUUUAACAAUGUUGUACCUUUAUCAAAGCUACCUUUCGUAUUCUACUUUCAUUAACUAAUGUUAAUUAAUAUGAAAUAAAAAAUUAUAAAACAUUGACUGGGUUUUAAAUUUUAACCGAGCUUGUUUUUCUUUUUUGUGUGCUUGAGUCAUCUGUCGUGAAAACCGGUUUCCAUUUAAAUCAACUGCUUAUAGAUUAUGUGGGAUAUAUAUUUAUGUUUCCAUCAGUAAUUUUUAUAACAUUUUAAAAUUAAUUUCUUCAUAUUGUUUUGAUUAUAUCAUUUUAAAUUGUAUAUUCUUUAUCCAUCUAAUAUUCAUAAUAAUUUCUAUGUUUCUCUAGGAAGAAAACUGUAGCUGCUCCAGUAAUUUAAUCCUAUUCAUCAAGAUGUAUAUAGCGUCUAGGGCCUCUCUUCACAAUAUGUUCAAGAAAUACCUCAGAUACUACGGAUCUAAAGUCUGUAAUGGCAAAAGCAAUUGUGGAGCAUCAAAAGAAAGUUAAAGAGUUUCGAGAAGUUUAUGGAAGUAAAGUAAUUGGAGAGAUAACAAUUGAUCAGGUUUAUGGUGGAAUGAGAGGUAUGAAGAGCCUAGUCACUGAAACUUCACAUCUAGAUCCUGAAGAUGGAAUUGAGUUUCGGGAUUUUACCAUUCCUCAGAUAAAAAAAUUACUGCCUAAAGCUCCAGGUGGUGAACAGCCUUUACCUGAAGGAUUAUUUUGGUUACUUUUGACUGAAGACAUUCCUAAUGCAGAACAGGUUCGAUCUGUAUCAAGACAGUGGGCACAAAUGGCUGACUUACCACCUCAUGUUGUUACAAUGUUAAAUAAUUUUCCUUCCCAUUUGCAUCCCAUGUCUCAGUUCAGUGCUGCAAUUACGGCAUGUCAAACUGAAAGUAAAUUCCUGAAAGCAUAUUCUAGUGGUGUAUCAAAAGCAAGUCUAUGGGAGUAUGUGUUUGAUGAUGCGAUGGAAAUGAUUGCAAAACUGCCAACUAUUGCUGCUAUCAUAUACAAAAAUAUGUACCGUGGAGGUAGUCCAAUAUGUGCAGUUGAUAUUGAUAAAGAUUGGUCAUAUAAUUUUACUGAAAUGUUAGGAUAUGAUGAUCCUGAUUUUACUGAAUUAAUGAGACUUUAUCUAACAAUUCACAGUGACCACGAGGGUGGUAAUGUAAGUGCCCAUACUACUCAUUUAGUUGGAAGUGCUUUGUCAGACCCGUACUUAUCAUUUGCUGCUGGAAUCAAUGGACUUGCAGGGCCUCUUCAUGGAUUAGCCAAUCAGGAAGUCCUUGUUUGGUUGACAAAACUUCAGGAACAAUUGGAAGAUGACUUUAAUGAAGAUAGAGUAAGAGAGUUUAUUUGGAACACCUUAAAAAGUGGUCAGGUUAUACCAGGUUACGGACAUGCCGUUCUGAGGAGGACAGAUCCUCGUUAUAUUGUUCAAAGAGAAUUUGCUCUGAAGCAUUUACCUCAUGAUCCAAUGUUCAAACUAGUCUCACAACUUUAUAAGAUAGUGCCACAAAUUCUAUUAGAGCAAGGAAAAGUGAAAAAUCCAUGGCCAAAUGUUGAUGCACAUAGUGGUAUUUUAUUGCAGUACUACGGAAUGAAGGAAAUGCAAUACUACACUGUCCUGUUUGGAGUGUCUCGAUCUUUAGGAACAAUGGCAUCUCUGAUUUGGGAUCGUGCCUUAGGAUUACCAAUUGAGAGACCAAAGUCGAUGACGACAAAUGGUUUGAUGAAAGUUGUUGGUGCAAUAUAAAAUUAAAAUGAAACUGACUUCUUUAGUUAUUUUAAUAUUCUGCAAAAACUAUUUCAAAGUUUAAAACUAGCAAAAAAAAGUGCCUUCCUGGAUUUUGGUUGUAAUAUGAAUACUAACUUGUUUCUGCUGUUUAGUAAAGAAUGGUUGUAUUUAUUUAAUGUGUCAAAAGUAUACUGCUCAUUUAUUGGAAAUGAAAACUAAUGUAUCUAGUCUGUGAAUCAUGUACUUUUUGGCAUGGUCUGAAAGAGCAAGACAGUCAUUAGGAAAAAUGUUUGUCUCAUACAAAAUGAUGUUGUCAUUAUUUUAAGAGCAGUAAUAGCCUAUUUAUAUUCUAUUAACGUAAACAGAAUGUGUAAAAUAUUGUUUUCCAGUGUUGUAAAAUGUUAAUUUCAGGACUGGAACACUGCCAGGAAUUAGACAUUGUCAAACUAAUGAAUCUAGUCUUUAUUUUUAAGCAUGGAGAUGCAUUUUUAUUGCCAAAAAUGUAAUUCACUUAAAGCAAUUUAUACAUCAAAUUUAUGAAUUUUGAUUGCCAAAAAGAAAGAAUAACAUAUCAUUUUACUUUCAUUGUUAAUUUUUGAUAAAGAAUUUUUUUAAUAUAUAAUGUUAAGCUUUAAUCAAGAAUUAAAGAUAUUAUGUAUUGAUGAUAAUCUCAAAUAUGGCAUUUAUAUAGUUUUUCAUUUUUACUUGGAAGUGCAAUUACAAUAUAGAAUUAAAGGACUAGUGUACUAGUGCAUUUGUUUCACAAAUCAUAAUGCAUGUAUGCUUCACUAGUCUAUAGUCAAUUAUAAAUUAAUUUAAAAAGUAUAUUAUGUACAAAAAUUAGUGUCAUGAAUUUAAAACAAUUUGGCAUCUUGUGUUUCUACGCAGAAAAUGAUAUUGCACAAUGCAUUCCCAAAUGUUACAUUAUUGUGCAUCAUUACAUAAAAAUUUUUCAUAUUUUUAAUAUAAACAUACAUUGAUAAAAUUUUUCAAAUAAUAGUUUUCCUCCCUGCACUUCUAAACAAAUAUUGUUAAGACUUCCUAAGUUUUCUCUUUGAUAUAAAUUUGAUAAAAUUGAAAUGUAAAAAUAAAAUUCUUAUUUUUGAUAGUUUUACAUAUUGUAUAUAUGUUACUGACAUACAUUGUUUUUGAAUUUAUAAAUGUAUUUUUACAAUAAAAAAAUUAUUGUGCUCA
Stegodyphus dumicola is the source of this 2949-nucleotide messenger RNA. Its product is annotated as citrate synthase, mitochondrial-like. Gene Ontology annotation, cellular component: mitochondrial matrix. Gene Ontology annotation, biological process: carbohydrate metabolic process; tricarboxylic acid cycle; citrate metabolic process. NCBI's taxonomy places the organism in Eukaryota, Metazoa, Arthropoda, Arachnida, Araneae, Eresidae. The record is from RefSeq and is a predicted model, not a curated record.